GGCCGCGAACAGGAACCCGGCAGCAGCGCGGGCGGAGCAGCGGGAGGCGGAACGCUCCUUCGGCGAGCGGGCGCCGGGAGGGGCUGCGAGGGGGAAGGCACCGGCGGCGGCUCCGCGAGGAGCGCACAUGGAGGCGAAAAACAGAGUGCAUGUUACAGCUGUGACAGCUUGACUUCUUGAAUAUGGAGAAGGAACAAACUUCAAAACGUUUGUACGUCGGAGGUCUUGGCCAUACAGUUUCUAAGGCUGAACUACAAGAAAGAUUUGGCAAGUUUGGACGUGUUUUGGAUGUAGAGAUUAUUACCAGAAAAGAUGACCAGGGGAACCCUACGAAAACUUUUGCUUACGUCACUGCCAACAUUUCUGAAACAGAUCUUAAAAAAUGCGUAUCAAUUUUAAAUAAAGCCAAAUGGAAAGGGCAGACGCUGCAAGUCGAGUUGGCCAAAGAAAGCUUUUUGCAUAGGCUUGCUAUGGAGAGAGAGGAAGCGAGGCUUCAGAAAGAAAAAACACAGAAAAAUGACAAAACCUCUCUGCUAGAAUCGCUGAAAAAGGCUGGAGUUGUAGACUUCCACAUGAAAGCAGUACCAGGUACAGAGGUGCCAGACCAUAAGAAUUGGGUUGUGGGUAAGUUUGGUAGAGUCCUACCCAUCCUUCACCUUAGGAGUCAACAAAAAAAUAAAAUUGUGAAAUAUGACCCAUCAAAAUACUGCCACAACCUUAGAAAGCUGGAGCAAGACUUGACGCAAGUAGUUCCUGUAUCCAAGCUUACUUGGCAUUUGGAAGAGAAAGAUGACAGCAUAAGCAAGAAGCGGCAAGGAGAAUUCCCUGUAACUAAGAAACAACCUAAAAAGCUGAGACAACUGGACAGUGAGGGUCUGAAUGGAUCAGCAGCGCUCCCUUCUGGGUGCUGGCCGCAUUCAAAAAACAUGAGCUCUUCACAGCUAGAUCAAAGAUCAAAAAACAAAUCCAAUGAGAGGUCUAAAUUGCUUCCAUCAAGCAAUCUUUAUAGGAGAACACCAGGGCAAGGCUCGUUAUCAGAUAAAACCAAUAUUUCUAGGAUUUCGUUUCAGAAUAAUAUAAUGCAUGUUUCUAAUGGUGACAUUGAUUCUGAGGAGGAAAUCAGCACGAUGGUAAAGAAAGAGAUGGAAAGACAGGAGGCAGACGUUGAGACUGAGAGUGACCACUUGGAAAUUGUUGGAGUUAAUUUUGAGUUAAAGUACAAUGCUCACUGGUCCUUAGGCAAUCUAGACACCACAAAGAAAGUUGUCAAAGGAAAUAAUAAAGAGAAAGAGACUGUGGAAUGUGAUAAUGGUUAUGAUUCAGCAGAUACAGAUGAGAUUAUUGCUGAGAGUAAAGGUCCAGAUCGAAGUAGCAUGAAAACUGCAUUUUUAGAAGACUCUAAACUGGAAGUGGUGGAAACGAAAGAAAUACUGACUAAUAAAAAAUGUGAUUUGGCAAAUGACUCCUCACUGAAAACCCACAGAACUGUAAGAGAAGGGAAAAUAAGAGAAGCUAAAAGUUCUGCCUUGCCGAGUACAGCAAAGACAAGCGACAGUGAAAGCUCUUAUUCAGAUGGUGAGGAAGGGGAGUCUGAAAUCAGUUCUGAUUACGAAUCCAUGAUGCAAAACUGUUACCGUCUAGACCUUACAUUAGAUGACCUAAAAGCAUUAGCUUCUGAGAACUCUGGGACAUCAGUCGAAGAAUUGGAUAGCACACAGAGUUCUAGUCAGUGCAGCAUGAAAGAAAAUGCUAAGGGCAAUGUCACACACAAAACAAAACUUUCUACAACUCCCCCUGCGGUUAAAAAGAAGUGCAUCUGUCCUGAAGAUAUAGUUGCUGCCAUUUUAGAAGGGGAGGAGAAUGCUGAUGAGGAAAGCUCCAAGAGACACAAUGGUUCAUGUUUGAAAUACCAGCCCUUCAGAGGAAUGGGGUCCCUUUUUGAAAAAGAGUUAACUAAGGACAGCGCUGGUUUAAAGAAGUCUUUAGAAAGUUUAGGUGUUGAAGAUUCAGUUCCUUAUUGUGGGGAGAAGCCCUCUGAAGGGCAAUCCAUGAACCAUCCUUUUUAUUCCCUUGAAGUCAGCAAGGAAAAUGAACAAAGUGAGCCUUGUGAACAGCACAAGUUGUCAGAUGCUGUCUCAUUAAUAGAUGAGAAUGAUCAGCCUGUUUGCAGGCCGCAUUUACAAGGAAAGAGGAAAAGGACAAAUUAUUUGCAAGAAGAACAAAACUUGGAGUGUGGAGAUGCUGCCCCUAGCACCAAUGACAGUGAAGGUGAGAGCAGUGACGUGGAUAGUAAUGCUGCAGUGUCACAGAAACACAUGAAACAACAAUUGAAAAGCUCGAAGCUGCUUUCAAACAAAAAAAAGAAGGUUGUAAGCAACACAAGUUCAGAAUGUGAAGUUAAGAAAUGUGAAAGUAAGAAGAUGAGUCUCCUGGAAAAUAAGGAGCUCCAUGGUACUGCUUCAAAGGAGUCUAAUACAAAAAAGAAACAAUUGCAGGAUAACCAGAGGAGGCUGGCAGCUCUAGAAGAGAGACAGAAAGAGAGAGAAUUACAGAAGAAAGUAAUUCAAGGAGCUCUUUCAAAUCUGGAUAGCCAGCCAGCAAGCAAGCGUAAACACAUCACAUUCGAUUCUGAUGUGGAAAGUGAAGCUGAAGUGGAUGAGAUGUUGAAGGAAGAUGAGAGCUUGGGAAAUGUGCAUGAAAAAGAGUCUGCUCCUAAAACUUCUGGAAAGCUCUUCGAAAGCAGCGAAGAUGAGCAAGAUGAUACAGAUGAUGAGAGAUUCAAAAUUAAACCCCAGUUUGAAGGCAAAGCUGGUGAAAAACUCUUGAAUUUGCAAUCACGGUUUGGCACAGAUGAAAGAUUUCGUAUGGAUGCUCGAUUCCUUGAAAGUGACAGUGAAGAAGAAGCAGAAACAAAUACAUUGAAGGCAGAUGAGGAAGAUGAACUUGCUGCAGAGAAAAAGAAAAAUCUGCAAAUACUGGGAAGCCUCUUGAAUAUCGACCUGGAACACACCAAACCAACUAAAAAUAAAAUGGCUACAAAUGCGAAGAAAUUCAAGGAUAUUAAUGCCCUCCGCUAUGACCCCACAAGGCAGGACCAUGCGGUUUUUGAAAGGAAACCCAAUGCUACAGAAAAAGAGAGUAAAGCUAAGAGAAAGAAGAAGAGGAAGGAGAGUGAGAAACUGCCUGAAGUGUCUAAAGAAAUCUAUUACAAUAUUGCUGUUGAUUUAAAACAGUUGUUUGGAUCUUCAAAGAGCAAACCAGAAAAACGAGAAGAAAUACCCUGGGACAAAGAUGAUGCAGAGGAAUCCACCCCACAUGACAAUCUGGGACCUGAUGUUGGGAGUAACACAGCUCAGAAUUGUGGUGGUUUCACGUUUUCUUUCUUUGGUGACGUGGAUCAGUCAAAUGUAAAAGAAGAGCCCUACGUACUCGAAACAAUAAAACCUGUAAAAGUCAGCUGGCAAGAAGAUCCACGUUUCCAAGACAGCAGCUCUGAGGAUGAUGAUGAACCAGAGGCAACAGAAAGUGAAAGGGACAAAGAAAUGUUUUCCUCUUUACCGCAGGCAGUAAGCGCUAGGCUUUUCUUCUUCUCCAAAGAUGAUGAACGAUUAAAAGAGGGCCCCAAGUUAUUCUGUAGAUCAAUUAACCUCAGUGAAGAAAAAGAUAGUUGGGAAGACAGACGUAGAUUAUUGCUUGAGGAAUGUCGGAAGAAACAUAAGGAUGCAAGAAGGAAAGUGAAAACAAAACAAUAAGUCCUUGUUUCAUGUUUCUUCUUUGAAAGAGACAUUUUUCUUCAACUUCUUCAGAAUUCUAGUGUUUCAAAGAUCUAACAAGAAACAAUACUGGAAAAGACUGUUAAACUUUGUUUCUAAAUAGCACAUAUUUAUUAUGUCAAUGUUUGUAACCAGUUGGGCGUGUUUUUGUCUAUACGGUUUAAAGGAGACUUGCUUCUUUGCGUAUUUUUGGGAAUUUGAUCAUUGAACAAAGAAAACAAUGGAUUAUUUUCUUGUGUUCUCAUGCCUCCUUGCUGUAUGCUGUUGAUGAAGAACAGGUAGUACCACAGCUUUAAGACUAUACAACCUGUAUUCAGCUGAAUGUAACAGAGAUCCUGAUUGAGACUCUUUUUACAAAUUCUUGGAAUGCUUCAUUUUCAGAGUCAAAGUUUACCAGAAGCUUAUGAAAAUAUGUAUAUAAGUGGGAAGACUUACAAAAUGGGUAGAUUUGUAUUUCUUCACAGAGCUGAUUUUUAUACUUUUUGAGUAUAUAUACAUAAAUAAAUCUUAAGGACAAAUGUUGCUGGUGUUGUAUGCUUGUUGAAUAUUUUACAUACAAGGAUGUAUUCUUCCGUCCAUUUAGCAUAUAUGCGGCAGACAUCAGAACACAAAGUGUCAUGAAAGUAUUGGCUCUUGGCUAAUUAACUUAGAGGCUACAGCAUGUUUCAGCAUGUAUGUGAUCUGCUUGGAGAAAGUCACUUGGUUUAAAGUGCUGUUCAUGGACUGGCCGAAGGAAAGGAUCAAUGAUGGAAGACUGAUCAGUCCUCUGUAGAAUGUAAGAAGGGUCAGUCCCCCUUAGAAUGGUGAACAAUAGCAGUGCUAGGGUUAAGAUCCCAAUCAGUUUAUUCUUUGUGGGGGUUAGAGGCAAAGAAAUAUAGCCAGUUAAGGCACUCAGAAAGCAUUCUCAGUUGUGCCUUAGGAUGCCUGAGCAGAAACAUCCUUACUUACAAAAGUAAGUCAGAACAAAGUAGUAUCUAAGAGCUGUGACAGACAGAAAAAGAGUAAUUUCCAGCCAAGGAAACACUGUGCACUGAAAGUGUUAUGGGAUAAAAUAUUAUGGGAUGUGUUUUCAAGGAUGUGUGAAAGGAGUAAGUGAGAAUGGUGGUCUACAGAUAAGGCUCAAGCGAGGUUCCAUGACUAGCAUUUAUUUGUAAAAUAAUCAACUAUUCCAUUUUUUAUUCCUGUAGUCCUUUUGGAUCUCAUGACAAAUAUGUAUGCACAAAGAAGUACAAAGUCUUGUUGAAAGACAGCCAAACUGUUUCUACUACUAGCAAAAAAAAAAAAAAAAAAAAGUUGGUUUUGUUGACAUUUACGCUGUUUUGGUAACAAACAGUUCAAGUAGACAUUUUGUUUCUGUUAAAUUUACUGUACAAUCUAACGGAUAUAAAUGCGCUCCUUUUCUAGUGCUCUUAGAAGCCAUCUCUCUCAAGGUGGGGAACACAGUAUCAGUAAACGGUAGUGCCAGAGACCUGGUCAUCACAAGGAAAUUGCUUUAAGCUCAUUUCUCAAGUAGAGACUGAGCUAUUUGUGAUUAAAAAGUUCUGUGAAAGGGAGUCUAUAACUGCAGUACGUACCUUUUGUAGUGGUUCCCACUGCCUCUAGUUCAUUUUCUUGCCUUGAUUUUUUUAAAACAGUUGUGCAAUGCUGCAGAGCAUGAUGCCAGAAUACUUGUUCAUAUAGGGUACAAGUUGUUGCAUACAUGAUCUUGGCUUGUAUCCCUGGUUGAAAACAGUCUGCUAGCAAUAAGCUUUAAGUAACAAUAGAAAUGCUUUUGUGACUGUGGUUUGAUAGGAUAUUGUACUUGACUAAAUCAUUUCUAGCGUGGGGCUUGUAGGACUUGACCCCCUUAUAAUGAAAGAUUGGUGCAACUUCUUGUAAAACCAACUGUUGCAACACUUAACCUUCAAACUGCCGGGAUUCAGCACUUAAAACAAGGUGUUUUUUUUUUAUCCUUGGGCUCUUCCUGAUCUGAGGAAUAAUCAGAUUGCUGUUUGCGAGGCCUCGCAUUAGAAAAUGAGGAGAAUAGCUGGCUUCCUCUGGGUUUAAAUAGCAAGUCAGUGACUAGGAAACACACUACUGAGCUAAGAAAACUGAAAGCAGUCUCAUCUUGAAAGACAAGUUAGAGGACAGAAGAUCAAAAAGCAAAUUCCAGAGUACUGAGUAAAUGGAGGAAAAAAAAUGUAUUUUUCCAAAGUCCCGUGUUCUGCAUGUGUUUUUGUUUGUUUUCUUGUUUUGUUUUGUAAUUUACUUCCCUAUGCCUUCUGAA
Molecule: messenger RNA, 6039 nt
Organism: Oxyura jamaicensis (ruddy duck)
Lineage: Eukaryota; Metazoa; Chordata; Aves; Anseriformes; Anatidae
Gene: NOL8
Product: nucleolar protein 8
Exons: 17
Coding region: 183-3752 (1189 amino acids)
Molecular function (GO): RNA binding
Source: RefSeq, a predicted model, not a curated record